AUGGUGGAAAAUAACACGAAAAGGGCAUUUCAGGAGUGUUUUUUUGAUACACCGGGGCUUAUGUUGAAUUGUGGUGGAUUUCCCUAUAGGGAUGUCAAGGCUCGUGUUGAAAGUGCCUGGGGUUCAAUAGUCUAUGAUGUGCUCAUAGUCAUUUUUGAUGUCCAUAGACAUAUUACCAAGCCUGAUUCAAGAGUGAUAAAAUUAAUCAAACGUAUGGGUGCUCGAGUGGUUCCAAAUCAAAGGCGAGUUUUGUGUAUGAACAAGAUUGAUUUAGUAGAGAAAAAGAAAGACUUGUUAAAGGUUGCUGAAGAAUUCAAAGAUCUUGCUGGAUAUGAAAGGCAUUUCAUGAUAUCAGGACUGAAGGGGGCUGGAGUGAAAGAUCUGACUCAGUACUUGAUGGAGCAGGCAGUUCAACGACCCUGGGAAGAAGAUCCAUUCACCAUGAGUGAGGAAGUUAUGAAGAUUAUAGCAUUAGAAGUUGUGUGCGAAAGGUUAUUGGACUACGUGCAUCAGGAAAUUCCAUAUGAUAUUGAACAUAGGUUGAUUGACUGGAAAGAGUUACGGGAUGGUUCUCUUAGGAUUGAGCAACACUUAGUCACUAACAAACUUAGCCAACGCAAGAUUCUUGUAGGGAAGAAUGGCUCAAAAAUUGGGAGAAUAGGAAUUGAAGCCAACGAAGAGCUAAGGUCUAUUUUCAAAAAGCAAGUGCAUCUAAUUCUCCAGGUGAGGCUUAAACAAUGAAUCAGGCAAAUAGAUUUGAUGUUGAGAGUGUACUUUCCUUGCCACGCCGCGCUAUGAAAUG
This is a messenger RNA of Abrus precatorius (Indian licorice), 802 nucleotides long. RefSeq names its product GTP-binding protein ERG-like. The record is from RefSeq and is a predicted model, not a curated record. Gene Ontology annotation, biological process: ribosomal small subunit assembly. NCBI's taxonomy places the organism in Eukaryota, Viridiplantae, Streptophyta, Magnoliopsida, Fabales, Fabaceae. Gene Ontology annotation, molecular function: rRNA binding; GTP binding; ribosomal small subunit binding.